Messenger RNA from Rhipicephalus microplus (southern cattle tick), 2733 nucleotides. RefSeq lists its product as uncharacterized. Gene Ontology annotation, cellular component: SCF ubiquitin ligase complex. The record is from RefSeq and is a predicted model, not a curated record. Gene Ontology annotation, molecular function: protein binding. Gene Ontology annotation, biological process: SCF-dependent proteasomal ubiquitin-dependent protein catabolic process. NCBI's taxonomy places the organism in Eukaryota, Metazoa, Arthropoda, Arachnida, Ixodida, Ixodidae.
CAUGGCGUAGAGCGCGCACCGCACAGUCCCCCCUUCCGUUGGCCGCGAUGGCCGAGGUGAGCUUCACGAAGCGAGCAGCGGCCGAGCUGAGCCGCUGCUUCAACGGGCUCGCCGUCCGGGCCAAGGGCGGACUUCAGCACGAGUCGCCGGCGACAGCGAACAGCGCCGGCGGAAACAACGCGAGACGCGGUCGCGGAGCAACGGGAAAUGCAGCGGCGGCACCGACAGGUCGCGGCGGCGUCGGCCCCGCAACAGCCAACGCGACCGCCACAGCCGCCGUUACGGCGCGCGACCCGGCCGUAGCGUCGUCCAACAGCGCGAUCGUCGCUGCGGCGUCGCGACCUCGCGAUGCGGCCGAGAUGCUGAGCGACCCGGAGUUCCUGUCGCGGCUGUUCUCGCACUUUCGCGGUCGCGAGCGGCUGCCCCUCGCCUCCGUGUGUCGCGCCUGGCGGGACGCCGCGUACGACCCGCGCCACUGGCGAGACAUGGCGGCCUCGCUGCGCUGCCGGGAGCUGCGCCUCGAGACGGCCGACGUCCGGCGCCGAAUUCUCGAGUCCCUGGAGCGACGCGGCUUGGACGCCAUCGUCCUCGUCGGCGCCACGGACGACGACCUCGCCGACAUCGUGUCCCUGGGCGCCGCGCUGCUGAGCCGCGCGCGGAUCGUGGCACUACGAUGCUCGAGCGUCUCGGACCGCGGGCUCGAGUCUCUCCUGGCGGCCGCGCCUCGGGUCUCCUCGCUCGAGCUGUUCGGCUGCAACGAGCUGACCGACGCCGGACUGUGGGCCGCGCUCAGACCCACCGUCACCUCGCUCACGCUCGCCGACUGCAUCAACGUGGCCGACGAGACGCUGGCCGCCGUCGCGCAGCUGCUUCCCGCGCUGCGCGAGCUGAACCUGCAGGCGUACCACGUGACCGACGCCUCGCUGGCCCACCUCGGAGGUCUCGGCGGCGGUUCGCACCACCACCAGCAGCAUCACCCGCAGUCUCAGCUCGUGAUUCUGCGGCUGCGCUCCUGCUGGGAGCUCACCAACCAGGGUCUGGUGCAGCUGGUCCAGGCGGUGCCCCAGCUGCGGGAGCUGUCCCUGUCGGGGUGCACCAAGAUCAGCGAUGACGGCGUCGAGCUCCUGGCCGAGAACAUGCGGCAGCUGCGUGUACUUGACCUGUCCUGGUGCCCGCGCAUCACCGACGCCAGCCUCGAGUUCAUCGCGUGUGACAUGACGCAGCUGCAACAGCUCACACUGGACCGGUGCAUGCAGAUCACGGACGUCGGUCUGGGCUACUUGUCCACGAUCCCGAACCUGUCGGUUCUCUACCUGCGCUGGUGUACGCAGAUACGGGAUUACGGCGUGGAACAUCUGUGCACAAUGAAGAGCCUGCGGAUACUGUCGCUGGCCGGCUGCCCGCACAUCACGACCCAGGCCCUGACCGCGCUUUCACAGCUGCGACAGCUCCAGGAGCUCGAGCUCACCAACUGCCCUGGCGCCACUGCCGGGCUGCUGGCCUUCCUGCACGAACAGCUGCCACACUGCCUCGUCAUCGACUAAGUCGCCUUCCUCCCUCCGUUCUUCGUCUCGAAGCACUACCAGAUACGGCGGCAAAUGACGACCAGCAAUAAGAAGUGAAACACCAACGGUUGUGACAACACUCUUCCUCUCCACCCUCAUGUUCCAUGGCAACCACAAACCCAUCUCCAAGAGUCCUCCCCCCUCCCUAUCUUGUCAACAAGACUUAUCUUUAAACCGUAGCUUCAAAGCUUGCCGCCGUCGCCUGCUAUUUAUUCAGCACCUGCAGUCUUGCUUCAGACACGAAGACGAAGCCAACACAAGGCCAGAAUGGUGUUUGCUCGUGAUUCUCUGAUGCCCCUUCGCUCCUUGGCCAGGAAGUGGAUUUCACUGGUCUGAGAGCUCAAUCGUAAACGCUCCCAGCUCCACCAGCGUCUAGUUGAACUAGCUGUCAAUUCUGCACCGCCUGCUGAGGGAUGUCGCUCUGCUGAGCAAUGCCCUUGCGGUUCAGCAACGCACACUACCCUUGAGAUGACCAUUUCGGCGACCUAUCCAGCGGUUGGUGAACGAGUGGACGCAGCGGGGGAUUGCAUGUAGAGCGUGCUAGUAAAGCGAUGAAAUAUGGACGUCCCAAGACGUAGGGUAGACGUACAUGUAGAGGCGCCGCCGAGACGCCGCCAAUGCUCACAACGGCCUUCAGCACACGCACACUCGCGUGUUUGCGUGUGGCAGAUCGCCUCAGAGACUGCCCGCCCAUCCGACAUGUUGCCUUGUGAAAGAGGAGAGCAAAGCGACACUCUUGAACGACGACAGCUGCCGGAGCAGCUCGAUCGCACAACACCAAGAAAAAAAGAAAACACAAUGCAAGUGCCGACGUGAUGUUGUAAAAGUUAGUUGUAUUUUGCAUGCACAUUGUCAGGCUGUCUUUUUUUUUGUUGUUGUCACGUCGUUGAUUGUGAAGGUGAAGAAGAGGCACGUGGCAAACGCCACACUGCAGAGCUGUGCCAGCCACUGAGCCGCUUGUAUGAUGUGCGUGCCCAUGUCUGUGUUGUGUGCGUGCACGUGCCAGGCGCAUGCAUCCAUGUACAGAUCAUAAUGAUGCCUUCUCUUUUUCUUUCCUGUCUUUGCUCCUCGCACAGAAGAAGUAGCCCUGCCUUGCCCCGGCAAAGCAAGUCUUCCCAGUAUUAUUAAAGAAGAUGAAAAAAAAAAUUAAAUAAAGUACUCUGCUGCC